AUGGCUGAUCCUAGUACUGCUGAUGUGCAGGCCGAGUUGAAGGAGUAUCUUAACUCGAAGAACAUUAACAGUCUCUUCAUUCAGAUCGUCGAGCGGCUUCUUAUCGAGAAACCUGACAAUCCGAUCGGCUUCAUCGUCGAGUACCUGGCCAAGAGGUAUCCAGACGAAACGAGGGCAGCGAAGGUUGGCCAUGCCAUCACCCAGCGCACGGGAUCUCUGGCGAGCAACUUGACAUCAGCAUCCAGCCGUGUCGAAUCGGAGGAAGAGCAAACAGAUUCAGAAGACGACGAGUAUUUGGACGACAUCGACCUCCAGCCCACGACAGUACCCAAAAAAAUCGUGCGGCGUGAAUCUGUGUCAGCGGAACAAGUUGGAGCAAACACGAAGCAGCCGGAGCUAAAGAUCGUGCCCAAGAGCGAUGAGGAAUCCACGAGGAUUCAUGAAAUUCUUCGCGAAAACUUACUGUUCAAGCACCUAGAUUCGCAGCAGACGGACCAGGUGAAAGACGCCAUGUUCCUAGUCCAGCACGAGCCCGACGACGUGGUCAUUCGUGAAGGAGACGCCGGUGACAACUUUUACGUGAUCGACGAAGGCACCUUCGACGUUUACAUAAAAAAGGAGGGCGUGGAAACAAAGGUAAAAUCUCUGGGGCCUGGAGAGUCUUUCGGUGAAUUGGCGCUGAUGUAUAGCACGCCCCGCUCAGCCACGUGCAAGGCCGUGACGAAAGCGCGCCUAUGGGCGUUGGACCGCAUUUCGUUCAAGAUAAUUCUGCAAGCAACCACAACGGCUCGGCGGAAGCAGCAUAAGUCGUUCCUCGAAAGCGUCCCUACGUUGGAGCAGUUGACGGAAUACGAGAUAUUGACUAUCGCGGAUGCUCUGGUGGAAGACUCGUACGAGGAUGGAGACGUGAUCUGUACCCAGGGGGAGGUCGGAGAUGCAUUUUACAUUAUCAAGAAGGGAUCCGCCAGCGUGAUCCAGACCGAUGCAUUGGGUGAAUCGCAGGAAAUCGCCCAUCUGGACAUGGGACACUACUUUGGCGAGGUGGCCCUGAUAUUUGCUCAGCCUAGAGGAGCAACAGUGAAGGCGGUUGGCCCCUUACAGCUUCUGUCACUGGAUCGCCGCACUUUCAAGCGGGUCAUGGGCUCAAUGGAAACGAUACUAAAACGGAACAUGAAGGCAUACAAGCGAAUCGCGGCGAGCAACAUUUGA
Messenger RNA from Ectocarpus siliculosus, 1209 nucleotides. NCBI's taxonomy places the organism in Eukaryota, Phaeophyceae, Ectocarpales, Ectocarpaceae. The record is from the annotation of a GenBank genome assembly.